AUGCCGACCCUGGACUUUGAAAUCGAAUGCAAAGAGAUACAUGAAUCCUGGAUACGACCACCUGAGCAGCUUAAUCAAUUGGUUCGAUCUUUGGCACGACGAAAACGGCAUGAAAGGCAACAGAUUCGAGAAACUUACAAGGGAAUCUAUGGAGAGGACUUGGUAAGCAGACUGCAGCACAAGGCAGAUGGGAAUGAUGCUGAUCAAAUAACCACUGGGAUUUCACCAAAUUUAUGUGCAGCUUUGUCACUUUGGAUGAUUAAUCAGCAUGAACGUGAUGCAAUUUUCAUCCAGGAGGCCCUUCAUAAUGACCAGCAAGGUCGUCAUGGUAAAAAAUAUAAUGCUCUUGUAGAGAUUUUUGCUAGUCGAAAAUCGAGUCAAAUCCUACUCAUCAAACAAGCAUAUCACACAAAGUUUAGAAGGCAGUUGGACCAAGAUAUCAUCAAUAUUGAGCUUCCCCAUCCUCACCAAAAGAUAGUGGUAGCACUGGUGGCAUCACACAAGGCACACCAUGCAGAUGUUAACCAAGACAUCGCAAAGUCUGAUGCACGGAGACUUUUUGAAACAGGCCGGGAACGAAGUUCUUCAGGCAUACAAGAAGCUGUCGUAUUAGAAUUAUUUAGCAAACGCAGUAUUCCACAGCUUAAGCUUACUUUUUCUUGCUAUAAACACAUCUAUGGACAUGACUAUAAAAAGUCCCUGAAGUCUGUAAGCUCUGGUGAAUUUGAAAAUGCAUUGAAAAUGGUCGUACAAUGCGUUCACAACCCACCUAAUUAUUUUGCAAAGAUAUUGCAUGCAAGCAUUAAAGGGUUGACAAGUAGUAGCACUAGUGAUGAUAAAGGGGCUUUGGUUCGUGUGAUGGUGAGCAGAGCAGAAGUAGACAUGGAUGAGAUUCAAAGAAUGUUUAAGAAGAAGCAUGGAGUUGAACUCAGAGACGCAAUAAUAUCAUCUGUAACGGGGGAUAACUGCUACACAGACUUUCUUGUUGCCUUGGCUUCAAAAUCAAAAUGAAUAGUCCGUACGUUUUGACGUCAUCCGCAGAAUCAUCAACUGAACGAUCUAACUUCUUUCUUUUCAUUUUUCUCAUAAGAAUCAACUGAUGUACAUAGCCUCUUCUUAUCAGCUUAGGUGAUGUAGGACGAUAUUUUAGUCAAUUUCAACAAAAAAAUCUCGAAAAGAAAAAAUCGUCUUCACAUUAAGAAGAAUAAUUUGAAUAU
Messenger RNA from Rosa chinensis, 1217 nucleotides. Its product is annotated as annexin A13. Gene Ontology annotation, cellular component: cytoplasm. The transcript has 3 exons. The coding region runs from base 1 to 1011 and encodes 336 amino acids. The record is from RefSeq and is a predicted model, not a curated record. NCBI's taxonomy places the organism in Eukaryota, Viridiplantae, Streptophyta, Magnoliopsida, Rosales, Rosaceae. Gene Ontology annotation, molecular function: calcium-dependent phospholipid binding; calcium ion binding.